CAGCCUUGCUUCGUUUGGCUUGACUCUUGUCACAAGCCGGGCCUUUGCCUUACCUGGGGUCUGUCUGCUGUCAUCUCUCUCCCCCAACUUCAGUCUCCAACGGUCUAUGAUCACACAACAGACCCCUCAUUCCGAUCCUGUUUCCUGCAAGCAAAAUCCCGGUGCAUCUGCUGCCGUCUAGACUACUGCGAAGCAAUGGCCCUCACUCAACCAUCCACCUCAGAACGAACGAUCCGCAAAAUUGACAUUGCCCAAGUCUCCCUCAGCCUCCAGGAUCGGUUAGGCCUCGCCAAGGUCAAGUACCAGAAUGGUCGACUACAUGCUAUCGACCCCAACGUCAACGGGGGACGACAGGCGUCAUUAGGAAGUGACAAGCCGUCCGAUUCCUCCUCAGAUAUUUCCCACGGCCGUAGCGAGACACCGUUGACUCCGCCGCCCUUGCCGAACUCCUCGUACUCCAAAGAAUUGCCCCGGUCGUCCCGCAAUAAACAUGCAGCAACCUUCGACUCUCGAGUGAUGCAGCCCAUGCUGUCGGCUAGUCGGAAACGCCUACGGUCGGACUCUAUCACAGAACAAACAGUCAAAGCACCUCGGGUUUCCUGGAAAACCUCAUAUCAACUGCCUGAAUCAUCCCCUGGGUUCAACCGACACCGAAGAGGCCGACUGCUCAAUCUGCCUUUUAUGGCGGAUACGGCUCCAAUCCCGGAAUAUUCAUCACCUGCAUAUCCUCCGCCUUCGGAGGAUGAUAACGAUCCAGAUCUCCCCGUCCACAGUUUUCAGGCCGUGAGUUCCAUGGUGGGCUCCUCGCCUCCUCGCACUCCCCCUCCCAAGCACGCUCGUCUGUCCCGCAAUGAUCGAACCAUCCGACACGAAGACGGCGCAGACCUGCUUCUAUACCUUGCCAAUUCUCCUACGCCAGCCAGUGUCAGCAAGCAUCAGACCCGGGAUUUUCCUCCUUCUACACCUCCGAGCCAGCAUGCCGUUCUACCGUCGUUAACCCCGACCUUCGGGGGCGGCGGUGUCUUUCCGAACUUCGGCACGCCCAACCAACAAUUCAACUUUGCGGACUUCGUGAAUGUCACCCCGAGUCCAGCACAGCCAGCCUGGGGCGGCCGCACGCCAGGGGGUCCGUCCAGGACCCCCCUCGCCAAUAAAGACCGCAGACGCUCCAACCUGGAGAGCUUGCUGCCUCCGGGCGCAGAUAGCCCCAAGAUGAGUGGAAAGGGACGGGGAACUGUUCUGCAACUUGGGGAGGAGCUGCGGCCGUAGCCCAACCAGCCGCUGGAUGUACAGAUCUGCCUUGGUUGCGGAUUCGACUCGGGCUCAUCCUUCACGACUCUUGAUGAUUGUUUAUGUGCACAUUACCCUAUUUUGUCCUAGUCUCAUACCCCCUUCGCUGCGUCAUCCUUCUCUUCUACCCAUACCAUUUAUGUUAUCAUGCCCCAGCUGGAGGGAUCCAGAUCAUGACUUUUCAUUUGUGUGCGAACAGUGCCUGGUAGAUUCUGGACAACCUUCGCCAUGGCUUUCGCUGAAUACUAUUACUUUCACAAUG
Aspergillus homomorphus CBS 101889 is the source of this 1552-nucleotide messenger RNA. RefSeq lists its product as uncharacterized. The record is from RefSeq and is a predicted model, not a curated record. The coding region runs from base 196 to 1269 and encodes 357 amino acids. NCBI's taxonomy places the organism in Eukaryota, Fungi, Ascomycota, Eurotiomycetes, Eurotiales, Aspergillaceae. The transcript is spliced from 2 exons.